Messenger RNA from Cryptomeria japonica (Japanese cedar), 1071 nucleotides. RefSeq lists its product as uncharacterized. The transcript has a single exon. Lineage: Eukaryota; Viridiplantae; Streptophyta; Pinopsida; Cupressales; Cupressaceae. The record is from RefSeq and is a predicted model, not a curated record. Bases 134 to 571 code for a protein of 145 amino acids.
CAAUUACUCUCACAGGCAUCCCUUGUAAAGCUUUUCUGUGUGUUCUGCAUCUCACACAACGGUCAUCUUUCUAGCUCUUUUGCUCUUCAACAGAGAGGGAAGACAAAAAAACUGUUUCAGAGAUUGGGUAACAAUGGAUUUUUCCGUGCCAAAGCGCUUGUGUAGAAAGGGUUUUCGCAGUGUGGUGAAAUAUGUGACGAUGAUGAUGAGAAAGAGGGCAAGCAUGAAAAGAUUGGAUUACCAGUUUUCUUUCACCACCACCACCCCUCUGAAAUGGCAGAUCAGUACUGCGACUUCUAAAUGGGCCUCUUUGCGCUCUCUAGUGUUGGGUUGCACUCAGCGUUGGGAGAAUAGGACGCUUUCUCUCUCUCUUUCUUUUCCGCGCUUCAGCAUUGAAAAUGCUCCUUCUCAUUAUUCCUCUGAGUCUGAUCACGAUCACACCAACAAGGAUAAGAAAGUGGAAGUUGAUAGAGAAGCGGAGGAUUUUAUUGCCAAGUUUUAUAAGGAGAUGGAAUUGCAGAGGCAGGAUUCUUUUCUCAAAUGGCAGGAAAUGCUUGGCAGGGGUACAUGACUGUUUUUUCCUUCAAUUUUCUUACUCACUUCAUUGUUUUGGAAUAAGGAGCUCAGAGUAGUGCAAAUUUGCUGCUUUUUUAAUGAUUUAGUGAAGAGCAAGAAUGUUGCAGCACUCAGAGGAUCUAUGUGGGUAUUUGGCACUGUCAAAGUCAAUGAAGAUCCAAGGUUUUUUAAGCUGGUGUGAUGAUGGCCAUUGCAAAAGCGAGCUUCUUUUAGGCCGUGAGGACAUCGCUUUUCUUCAUAUUCUUUUACAGACAUUAUCGUGUGUAGUGUGUAAAUGCUCUACGAGGCUUUUUACUUUUACUGAAACGGGUUAUAUUUGGUUCUUGAUGCUCACUCCAUGCUGGGCUUUGUUUUGACCAGGCGUUUAGAAUUUCUCUGUAAUCUUCGCAAUUGAACAUAUGGCGGAGUUUUUUUUUUAUUCAGCUAUCCGGCAUUCAUUGCAAUCUGUUUUGUUUUAAUAUAAUAUUUUUUAAUGAAGGGUUUGCAUUUGAGCUU